AUUUUCUUUUGUUAGCUGAUAAACAACGCAGUCCUCUCCUCCUCCUACAAAUAGAGAACCCCCAAAUUCGACGCCUGCAAAUCGAAAUUCUGAUGGCGGAUCAGUUGACGGACGACCAGAUCUCCGAGUUCAAGGAGGCCUUCAGCCUCUUCGACAAGGAUGGCGAUGGUUGCAUCACAACAAAGGAGCUUGGAACUGUGAUGAGAUCUCUGGGGCAGAAUCCGACGGAGGCUGAGCUCCAGGAUAUGAUCAAUGAGGUGGAUGCCGAUGGAAAUGGGACAAUUGACUUCCCGGAGUUCUUGAAUCUUAUGGCCCGCAAAAUGAAGGACACUGAUUCCGAAGAGGAGUUAAAAGAGGCUUUCCGUGUUUUCGACAAGGAUCAGAAUGGCUUCAUCUCCGCUGCCGAACUGCGCCAUGUUAUGACAAACCUUGGGGAGAAGCUGACCGACGAGGAGGUCGAUGAGAUGAUCAGGGAAGCUGAUGUCGAUGGGGAUGGACAAAUUAAUUACGAAGAAUUCGUUAAGGUUAUGAUGGCCAAGUGAUGUGAUGCUCCCUCACUCCUCCUACCUUUAAGAAACCAAGAUAAGUUUUUAUUUUGGAUAUAGUUUGUGGAAAUUUGAUCUUUCGAAUUUACAAAAAACAAAAAAAGAAGAAAAACGGGUCGACCAGUCUAAUGGCUACCUAGUUUCUAUUCCUGUCAUUUGAUUUUGUGGUUUUAUGUCUUCGAAUAUGCGCGUGAUCUGUGUUUUCCAACUGUGGUAAGAUCAUCAUUAUCCAUUUUAUGUUAAGAUGAUUGCUAGUGUUAUGUA
Molecule: messenger RNA, 809 nt
Organism: Andrographis paniculata
Lineage: Eukaryota; Viridiplantae; Streptophyta; Magnoliopsida; Lamiales; Acanthaceae
Product: calmodulin-7
Exons: 2
Coding region: 93-542 (149 amino acids)
Molecular function (GO): enzyme regulator activity; calcium ion binding
Source: RefSeq, a predicted model, not a curated record